AUUGCAGUUACGGGUAUAAAGGCUUCUUUCUUUUCGGACAGAAGUCAGUUGACCGUUCGCGCCCGUGUCGCUUAUCGCUUAUCGCGCGUUCCAUGUUUUCCGCUAACCUCGUGUGUCACGGUGCCAGCCACAAUGCAACUGAAGCUACACUGGCUACACGAAAUAUAGGUCAUUUUCAAGCUCUGCUCACUCGGCAAUAAUGUGUUGGCAGUUCUAGUAACGUUGGUGGUGGCAGUGUUCGACGCCAUCCUUGAGGCUUCACCGAUGACUAGUCGCCGCAGCGACGUCCAAGUGCGCGCCCACUCAAAGUUUCACUACCGCCGUGCGUGGUUCAACUGGGUGGGCCACAACGCGCAAAUGGCACAUGCAAAAGCCAUGGAUGGUCGAGAUCUCGAGUCCUUCGGUCAGCAGCACGAACGAAUUAUCGUGGCAUAGACGGCGCACGGGGACAGCGCCUUGGCCACGAGGAGGGCGCAGUUGAAGUGAGUGUCAGUGACUUGAUGGUGCUAAACACUUCGGGUUGUUCGGAGGCCUGCCAUGGAGUCAGCCGUCACCGGGGACGUCGUCUUCAGCAACCACAAUGACUUGCUCGAAUGCUUGCAGGGACACGUGUUGCUGUUGGAGGACGUACGCCCUGAAGGCCAACUUGCGCAAGCCGGUCUGGUUGCUGAAGUGGAAGACGGUGUCGUCUCCAGCAUGUCGGAGUCCAACCGAUGUAAGGAGAAUAGGAACCUCCGCACAGCUACUGACCGCUCACGGUAUCCACCAGCUUGGUCGCGGCGCCACAAUCGCUCGAGAACGAAAUCAAGACCGUCGCGAGCACGAGACGGAAAGAAGAAGAAAAAGCAAGAAGUCAACGCUGCUGUGCUCGUUUUCGAGACCCGACAGUCCGGGAUGCGUCGGUUCUUGCAUCAUAUCCUCUCGUUCGGCUCCCGUUCGUCCCACGGCCAUUCCGAAGCCCAGGAACCUGAGGAAGGGGACCGGCACGCCUCUGUGUCCGACCUGACGACUACCACCGUGGGCCCUUCGACGCACCCGCCGUCGCUCAGCGCCUCGAUCAUGGGCUUCGCCAUUGAUCUGUACCGUCAGCUGGUGGUGCACAACGGAGCCACAGGCAGCAACGGAGCCAACGCCGGCGGCAAGAGCGCCGGGACGCCGGGCAACGUGGUCUUCUCGCCGUUCGCGGUGGCCGCCGCUCUGUCCAUGACGUUGGCCGGCGCCCGCUGCGACACGGCCAGGGAGCUGGAGGUGGCGCUGCACACCCGCGACGACGAGCAGAUCCACAACCAGUUCGCGGCGCACUUGACGCAAAUCACGAGCCGCGCGCUGAAGGUCGUGUUCGAGGUGAACAAUCGCAUGUACAGCGACCUGCGCUACCCGGUCAUCGAGGGCUACCGAGCUUUCCUGCACGACACGUAUGGCGAGGACGCCGUGCGCACCGUGGACUUCUCCUUCCGCCACGGCGAGGUUCGCGCCGAGGCCAACGACUGCGUGGCCCGCGCCACCGCCAACACAGUGCGCGACGUCGUCGGCUCGGACAGCGUCGGCCCCAAGACGGAACUGGCGCUGGUCAGCGUGGCGUAUUUCUGCGGUGCCUGGGAGUCGCCGUUCCAGCCAGCCUUCACAGGACCCGACGAGUUUCACGUAGACGCUCACACGGUGGUUCGUGUCAACAUGAUGAACCAGAUGCAGCCGUUCGGCAUAGCCCACAGCGAGCAGUUGCAGGCGACGGCGCUCGAGAUGCCGCAUCUGGGCGGGAAGACCUGCAUGGUCAUCAUCCUUCCAGACCAGAUGGACGGCCUGCCGGCGCUGGAGCAGAACUUGACCACUCGGAACCUGUCGGACCUACUGAACAAAGUCCUCGUCAGGCCGAACGUAAUGCUGAAGCUGCCAAAGUUUGUGGUGCAGCUCAGCUGCAAAUUGCGUGAACCUCUCAAGGCCAUGGGGGUCCGCGAGUUGUUCACAACGCGGGCCAACCUGUCCGGGAUCUUCGAGAUAGGAAGUCCCACUCUCGCGGACGUCUUCCACGGUGCCUUCCUGGAGGUUAACGAGGAAGGCGCCGAGUCUACGGCGCCUUCUGUAGAAGCGAUCGUCGGUGGCGGUCCGGGACUCGGUGAAAUCACGCGCAUCACCGUGAACCGGCCUUUCAUAUUUCUCAUCAAGCCCCGGCAUGGCAACAUCAUAUUCAUAAUGGGCUCUGUGCGAAGGCCUUGAGUCCUGCGUGCUCAUUGGGCAACGCGCGCGGUGCAGACUUCUUCCGCACGACGGACAGGCCAAGUGUGAUAUUCAGUAAAGAUAACUGGCGUCAGAGGCGCCACUUAACAAAUCGAAAUGCAAGUUUGUACACAAACGUAAGUCGCUGACUAUAGAACGAAACAAUUUGCCGCUCGUCACGAGAGCCCAAAUCUCGUUUACAGUUGCGCCGCGAUACUCACGGAAUGCGAAUGUGUUUGCAAACGUUCCUAUUCGCAUGUUGAAUCCACUGUGCUAGCAGAAGUACUUGUAGGCAAACCAUGGCUAAUUGGUAAUGGUAGUUCGAUGUCGCCGGAAUGCGGUGAUGCGGCUCUUGGU
Dermacentor silvarum is the source of this 2571-nucleotide messenger RNA. RefSeq names its product serine protease inhibitor 42Dd. Bases 538 to 2214 code for a protein of 558 amino acids. Gene Ontology annotation, biological process: cilium assembly. Gene Ontology annotation, molecular function: serine-type endopeptidase inhibitor activity. NCBI's taxonomy places the organism in Eukaryota, Metazoa, Arthropoda, Arachnida, Ixodida, Ixodidae. The record is from RefSeq and is a predicted model, not a curated record. Gene Ontology annotation, cellular component: centriole; non-motile cilium. The transcript has 4 exons.